AAAUAAUUCUGUCAAAAUAGUAAUGUCUCUUCCGAAGAUAUUGGUCAUUUACAAAGAGAAGGAAUGUACUAGGACUCUAUCCCAACUGCUAGCUUUAAUCCAAUACAUGUGUCCUCUAGGUGAGAUCUCAGAGAAGCAGGAGCUCAGUAUUGAAGACAUAAAGGAAGGGCAGGAAUACGAUGUGCACAUCAGUACGAAAUAUUAUGAUGCUGAUGCUCAAAUCGUGUUUUAUCACUACCAUCCUGACGAUAUUGACGAUAUUGACGAUAUUGUCAGUGCAGUUGAUAACCUGAACAUAGUAAUUCACCUAUUUGAGCAAGAAGAGGAGCUUGAUGACUACCUCAAAUUCGUAUUAGCGUUUUCGAAGAAAGUUGAGGCAGAGAUGUCCCUUUUGGUACAUAAUAGCGAGAAAGACAAACUUGAGGAUAAGUAUGAGAAAUUGAUCCAUACACUUUGAAUUGACAUAUUUUUGGAGUUUAUGAGGACUAAUAUCCAGCAGAAAUUCGAUAACCCUAUCAUUGAAAAACAAGGAAUGCUCUCUGAAGGAAAAGUGGGCAUGGACAGGCUAAUCGAAGCACUUCAGUGCAAUAUGUGGCCUAAUAUGGUGAGGAAGCCUAUGGAUGAUCUCAAAGCUCAGAUGAUGAGAGAAUUACAGAGAGAGGAGGAAGAUGAGAAAAUAGAGGAAGUUAAGGAAGAAACUAUGAAUGAAGAAAAGACCUUGGAAGAGGAGAAACAAGAGACAAGUAGUGCAAAUGAGCUUAAAGAUGAGCAAAACUCUAAUAAGACUCCAGUAUAUUCAGAUCCUUUGAACCCCUUACUUCCUAUCCCAGAUUAUGCUAAGACUUGUCAUGAAACUAAUCCUAACAAUUUUGAGGAGGAAGAGCGAAACCUUGAUGAGCUUGGUUCCCUCAUGGCCCAGGUGAAGACCCUCAAAGAGUCUGUAAAGGGCAUGACACUAGAAGAAAGAAGGGAGAACGCAGAAAAUAUGAUAAAAAAAAUAGCUGGAUUCAUGAACCUCGGAGAUGAUGAAGACCUGUUCGACUCAGAUGAUGACCCAGAAUACAAUAAAAUCAUAUCAGCCAAAAUCGAUGAGGAGGAGGCCAAGAACAAAUUAAAGCCAUCUGAAGAAAAAGAGUAG
Moneuplotes crassus is the source of this 1138-nucleotide messenger RNA. NCBI's taxonomy places the organism in Eukaryota, Ciliophora, Spirotrichea, Euplotida, Euplotidae. The record is from the annotation of a GenBank genome assembly.